AAAGGCAAGAAGAAUAGUGCUUGAUUGUGUGUGACUUAGCAGUUAAAUAUUUGUGAGUGAGAUAAUGCAGCUAAAAUUCAUGAAAACUAUCGUUGAAGCACAGGACCACCUGUACCGGGUGGCCGGACUGUGCUGGUCCGCCAACAAUCAGAAGCUGGCGGUAGCCACAGCCGACCGCACCAUCCUGCUGUUCGACGAAAACGGCGAACGGCGGGACAAGUUUUCCACCAAAGCGGCCGACCCAAAUGCGAUGAAAAACUCGUACGUUAUCCGGGGCAUAACGUUCAGCCCGGAUUCGAGCCGGCUGGCGGUGGCCCAGAGCGAUAGUAUCGUGUACGUGUACAAGCUGGGGGAGCAGUGGAAUGAGAAGAAGGUGAUCUGCAACAAAUUUCCGCAGGGUGCGGCCGUUACCUGCAUCUCCUGGCUGGCCGGUGGUUUGAUCGUUGCCGGGCUGGAGGACGGGAAGGUACGCUCGCUGUACUGCAAGAACAACAAAUCAAAGACACUGUACGGGACGGAUAGUAUGGUUGUGACGCUGGCCCAGAACACCAAGGGCACGGGCGUACUGUCCGGGCAUGAGGAUGGUUCGGUGGUACGCUUUUUGCUGGUGGAAGAGCCAGGCGAACCGACCGGACGAUUGCUACAGCAUCCGGUAGCACCAGUGGCGCUGGCCUGGCCCCAGGGUGGCAUCGUCGUGGCAGGGUGCGAAAAAAUCUGCUUCUACGAUCUGCAGGGACGGGCCAUGCGCACCUUCGACUACGCAAGGGAUGAGAUGGAGCGAGAGUUCGUGGCCGCUGCCAGCCCGAACGGGCAGGCAGUGGCAGUGGGCAGUUACGAUCGGUUGCGCAUUUUCAGCUGGAGCCCGCGGCAAAACGCUUGGGCCGAGUCGCUCUGCAAAACCAUCCCCAAUCUGUACACCGUAACGGCCGUCGGCUGGCGUAAGGAUGGCUCCCGGUUGGCCGUCGGCUCGCUGUGUGGCGCCGUGCUGGCGUACGAGUCGGUCCUGAGGCGCACGAUAUGGCAGGACAAGUUUGAGCUAACGUUCGUCGCUCCCAGCCAGGUGUUGUUGCGCUCGCUGCACGAACCGAUCACGACGAUGCUGGUCGAAUCGCAGCUCGGGCUCGAAAUCGAUGACAUUCGAAUUAUGGGCAAGGAUAGCUAUCUGGUCGGCCGAACGGAGGACUCUCUGAUCCUGUGCGAUCUGACCCGUUCGCUGACGAGCGAAAUUCCCUGGAUAGCGACCGGGCGCCACGAACGGUUCUAUUUCGAAAAUCCCACGGUCGCGCUAAUCUUCAACGCCGGUGAGCUGUCGCUGGUCGAGUACGGCGAACACUACAUCCUCGGCUCGGUGCGGACGGAGUUUGUCAAUCCGCACGUCAUCUCGGUGCGGCUGAACGAGCGGGGCAACACGCGCAACAACAAGAAGCUCGCCUACCUGCUCGACAUGAAGACGGUGUGCGUGGUCGAUCUGAUGCUGCAGUCAACGAUCGCACAGAUUUCGCACGAUUCCAAGAUCGACUGGCUGGAACUGAGCGAAACCGGGCACAAGCUGCUGUUCCGCGAUCGCAAGAUGCGCCUCGUGCUGGUCGACGUGGGUACCGGGCAGAAGCAAACGCUGUUGGCGAAGGUAGCCUUCGUGCAGUGGGUCCCGUCGAGCGAUGUGGCCGUUGCGCAGAGCGACACCAAUCUGGCCGUCUGGUAUAACAUCGAUCUGCCCGAGCACGUCACGAUGAUGCCGGUACGGGGCGACGUGGUGGACGUGCUGCGCGAGGAUGGCCGCACGGAGAUCAUUACGCGGGAGGCUGCGUCGGAGCACGUGUACCCGCUGGACGAGGGGCUGGUGGAGUUCGGCACGGCCGUUAAUGAUAGUGACUUUGGGCGUGCCAUUUUUUAUCUGGAAUCGCUUGGCGAUCGGCCCGCCGCCAAGGCAAUGUGGCACAAUUUGGCGAACAUUGCGCUGGCACAGCAGAACCUGCGUGUGGCACAGCGCUGCUUUGCGGCACUUGGCAAUGCGUCGAAAACGUUCUACCUGGGGGAGAUGAUCAAGAUCGCCGAGCGGUACGAGGAAACGACCGGGCCCGGUAUGACGUGUCCGGAGGUGCGGGCCAUGAUGGCACUGCUCGGUGGGGAUUUGAGAACUGCUGAACGCAUCUACAUCGAGCAGGGUGAUAUUGAAGCUGCAUUGGCCAUGUACACGAAGCUGCGCCGAUGGGAUGAUGCUAUCAAGCUAGCCGAGCGACGUGGGUACCAUGGACUGCCCGAGCUCAAGGAAGCACAGAUGGAGUUUCUGCUCACCACAAGCCAGGAGGAGAAGGCGGGCGAGGUACUGGAGGAGCGGGGCGAGAAGGACAAAGCCAUGACGCUGUACAUGAAGGCGAACAAACCGGUCAAGGCAGCCAAACUUGCAUUGAAGACACCGCACCUUCUGUCGAACGAGAAUCUUGUCACACGUGUAUCUGCGUCGUUGAUUAAAGCGGAAUUGUUUGAGCUCGCGGCAGAGCUCGCGAACCGUACUGGGCAGCAACAAACGGCAAUUACGCUGUACCGCAAGGGUGGUGCUUACGCUCGAGCCAUCGAACUAGCCCGCUACGUAACACCGGACGAUGUGACCAGUCUUGAGGAGGAGUGGGGUGACUGGUUAGUUGGCAAGCGACAGCUAGAUGCCUCCAUUAGCCACUACAUCGAAGCGGGCUGCACCGUAAAAGCUCUUGAAGCAGCGGUCGGUGCAAAGCAGUGGCGCAAAGCGGUACAGAUCGCCAAAGUCGUCGACGAUCCGGAAGAGAUCCAAAAGUACGCCGUCGAGCUGGCGGAACAUCUUUGCCAGAUAGGGGACGUGAAAACGGCUGAAGAGCUGCUGGUACGGGCCGAGAUGUACCGGGAAGCGGUACAGCUGCUCAACAAGCACGGCCAGUGGGAGAAAGCAUUUGACAUUGCGGAUCGCUUUCUACCCGGUGCGGACGUGCGCGAGAUGUUUGUCGCGCUGGCGAAAGGACUCGAGCAGGAGGGUAAGUACCGGGAUGCGGAGCGUGUGCUACUCACGGUGAAUGAGCCCGAUUUGGCGAUCAACAUGUAUAAGGAGCUGGAGCUGUACGACUCAAUGAUAAGACUGGUGGAGCGCUAUCACAAAAGUCUGCUGGAGCAGACGCACCUAAACCUGGGCCGACAGCUAGAAUCGAAGGGUAGGUUUAAGAAUGCCGAAGUACACUUCCUGGCGGCGGGCGAUUGGAAGGCUGCGGUCCACAUGUACUGUACUGCCGGAAAGUGGGAGGAAGCACACCGUGUCGCCAAGCAGAAGGGUGGCCAGCCGGCCUCCGAACAGGUAGCCUUCAUGUGGGCCAAAUCACUGCCCAUCGAAGGAGCGGCUCGAUUGCUCACGAAGAUGAGCCUGCUGGACAGCUGCAUCGCGUACGCUUGUGAGGCCGGUCAGUUCGAUUUUGCCCUUGAGCUGUGCAAGGUGAGUGGCCGUUCGGCGGACGAUGUGCAUCUGAAAAUUGCGAUGGCCCUGGAGGAUGAUGGGAAGUUUACCGAGGCGGAGGCGGAAUUUCUGCUCGCAAACAAACCGCGCGAAGCCAUCAUGAUGCACACACACGGUGGCGAUUGGAAGUCCGCCCUGCGGGUUGCGGAAAAGUAUCUACCGGAGGCCGUUCACGAGGUGCUGCUAAGCCAAGCGAACAGUGCACUGGAAGCACGCAACUACCCCGAAUACGAAGCGCUGAUGAUUCGUGCCGAUCGACCCGAUUUAAUACUGGAACACUACAAGGAGUACAACAUGGUGGCGGACGCACUGCGCAUCGCCAAGGAGUACGUGCCGGGCGCGGUAGCGGAACUGCAGAAGCUGUACACUCGCAUGAACCGAGGCACUGGCGAAUCGACCGACUCACGCUAUCUGCUCCAGAAAGCAUCGGAACACGCCCGCAAUGAAGAGUUUCGCCGAGCGACGGAGUGUCUGCUGCAGAUAACGGAAGCGAACGCAGACGAACCAACGGUGACCCGUGCGCUGCUCCGUGCCGCCGAAAUAUGCAACCAAUUCCUCGAAGGCCCGGAAGCGAUCGAGAUGGCCCGCGAGCUUGGACCACGGCUGAUCGAGAUCAACCAAAUUGGGCCGGCGGCACAGCUGUACCUUGCUGCGGAGCUGCCCCAGGAAGCGGUCGAUGUGUUCAUCCGCACCGACAACUGGGCAAAGGCACGCCGGCUGGCGAAGGAGAUCGAUCCGCAGUUGGUGGUGUACGUGGAGGCACAGCAGAAGGCACGGCUGCGCAACCAGGGCAACGUGGAGCAGCUGGCCGACAUCGAUAUGGUCGGUGCGUUGGAUCUGCUGGCCGAGCAGGGUCAGUGGAUACGGUGCAUCGAGAAGGCCAAGCAGCACAGUGUGCCGGUGCUGCAGAAGUACAUGGCGCAGUACGCGGCCCAGCUGAUCCGGGAUGGUGAUUGUGUGGCUGCGCUUAACCUUUACCUCGAGCACGGGGUACCACCGGUGGCGGCCAACUUUAACAUCUACAGCCGCAUAGCGCUCGAGUGUUUUGCGCUGAGAGAGCCCGAUGCGGGAGCGACCGUUUGGAAGAAUGUUCGCACGUUUCUGCUGAAUCUAGUGCAGGCACUGCGCGGUUCCGAUCAGGGCGAGGCGGAAGUUAUCGAUCGGUUCGAGCAGUUGCUAGUGAUUGCGCAUUACUACGCAACGCGGGCCGCGUGUCGGCAGGCGCCCGCGCUGCAGUCGAUCGCGGUGAAGAUAUCGGUCGCCUUGCUGCGCUACACGGACAUCAUUCCGUGCGACAAGGGAUACUACGAGGCGGGAAUGGAUUUGCGUGGCCUGGGCCGGGAAUCGGAAGCGUUCGUAAUAUUGAACCACUAUCUGGACGUUUGUGAAGCGAUCGAGGAAGGUUCGGGGAAUUUGGUGGACCAUUCGGAUCUCUCUUCCACGGACUUUCCCAGCUCGGUGCCGAUUCCGGCCGAGCUGCAUCUCAAGAACGAACUGCAGCUGCACGAGGAAAUCCGUGAGUGGGUACUGGCGGUCAGUAUGGAUCAGAAGGUUGAUCAGACGCUGCCGACGGACGAUCGGAACAUGUACGAGGCAAGUCUGGGGCUGUCCGAUCAGCCGUGUCUGGUGAGCGGCUAUCCGGUGAUGGGCCGGCAGCCUGUCGUGUUUCAGCGUACACACCGGUUGGCGAAUCGGGACGCGUGGAGCAAGCUGACGGUGGCCGCCCGGAUGGCACCGCAGACGGACAUUCCCGGUGUGAUUGAUUUCAUCGAAAAGUGGUGCGGCCCGGCCAACUUCCUAUCCGGUUAGUGAGGUAACGGUUGGAUUGUAGUUGGUCGUUGUGUGUUUUGAUUUAAAAUUGUAUAACAUUAGAUUUGUCACAUUUCAAAUAAACAA
Messenger RNA from Anopheles arabiensis, 5371 nucleotides. RefSeq names its product intraflagellar transport protein 172 homolog (gene Oseg2). Gene Ontology annotation, biological process: intraciliary transport. NCBI's taxonomy places the organism in Eukaryota, Metazoa, Arthropoda, Insecta, Diptera, Culicidae. Gene Ontology annotation, molecular function: protein binding. The record is from RefSeq and is a predicted model, not a curated record. Gene Ontology annotation, cellular component: ciliary basal body; intraciliary transport particle B; axoneme.